Drosophila obscura is the source of this 3074-nucleotide messenger RNA. It is a transcript of the gene Itgbn, whose product is annotated as integrin beta-nu. The transcript is spliced from 6 exons. NCBI's taxonomy places the organism in Eukaryota, Metazoa, Arthropoda, Insecta, Diptera, Drosophilidae. Gene Ontology annotation, biological process: integrin-mediated signaling pathway; cell migration; cell-matrix adhesion. The record is from RefSeq and is a predicted model, not a curated record. Gene Ontology annotation, molecular function: integrin binding. Gene Ontology annotation, cellular component: cell surface; integrin complex; focal adhesion. The coding region runs from base 91 to 2502 and encodes 803 amino acids.
UUUGUCGCCGAACGGUUGUUUUCAAUUUGGAAAAUUUGCGCGAAAUUUUAAUUAAGUGAGAAAACAAGAAAAAAAAACACACAUGGAAAUAUGCCGUUAGUCAGCGGUCAAGGUGUAUUUUUGUUGGCGUUGCUGCUCGUGGCGAUGACGCUCUCUUUGAUGCUCGCGGAGAUCACAGCUGUUUCCAUUGAUGAGCAAUGCAGGCACGCGGACAGCUGUGAGAGAUGCCUGGGGGCCCAUCUGGACUGUGCCUGGUGUACGGACAAGACCUAUGAGGUGCGCUGGCGCUGUUUGACGCGCUCCCAACUCCUCAAUUUCAACUGCAGCGAAAAUGAGAUCUACGAGAAUCAGCCGGUGCUGGAUCUAUUGCAGGAGCGUCCCCUCAAGGACUAUCAGACGAACGAUGAUCAAGCGGUUCAGGUGACGCCGCAGCGGGCAUACCUCAAGCUGGUCAAAGGGAACACGCAACGCCUCAAGCUGCGGUAUCGAACGGCACGCAACAAUCCACUCGACCUUUAUGUCCUCAUGGACCUGACCUGGACGAUGCGCGAUGACAAGGAAACCCUCGAGGAAUUGGGCACCCAACUAACCCAAACACUGCGCAACCUCACAGACAACUAUCGUUUGGGAUUCGGGUCAUUCGCGGACAAGCCGACGAUGCCAAUGAUACAGCCACAACUCAAGGAGAAUCCAUGUGCCCCCGUGGGUGCCGUGUGUGAGCCCACCUAUGGGUAUCGGCAUCAGCUCUCCCUAACCGAAGAUAUUCAAGCAUUUACGGACGCAGUGGCUGGCAGUAAGAUCACCGGGAACCUGGAUAAUCUUGAGGGCGGACUGGAUGCCCUGAUGCAGGUGAUUGUCUGCCCCAAGGAGAUCGGUUGGCAGCAGCAGGCCCGUAAAGUGGUGAUCCUCGUCACCGAUGGGUUUAUGCACUUUGCUGGCGAUGGCCUCCUGGCGGGCAUCAUUGAGCGAAAUGAUCGUCAGUGCCAUCUGAAUGGCGCAGGGGAAUACACGGGUUCCCUGGAGUAUGAUUAUCCGUCGUUGGAAGAGAUCUAUCGAGAGCUCUUGAGGCGUAAGAUCAAUGUGAUAUUCGCCGUAACGAAGGAAGUGGUCAGCACAUAUCGGGAGUUGAGUGCGCUGAUGAAGGAGAUCAGCUAUGUGGAUAUACUCAGUGCAGACUCAUCGAAUAUAUUGGAACUGAUCAAGAAAAGCUACGAGAGCCUGAUCAAGCGCACUCAGUUCGAUGACAACAGUCCGGACUUUAUCCAGUUGGAGUACUACACGGAUUGUGCUGGACAAUUUCCCAAGCUGAGGAAACGGAACUACUGCAACAGUCUGAGCCUGGGCAAGGAGCUCGAGUUCUAUGUGGAUGUCACACUCAAGGAGUAUCCCUCAAAUGGGGUUUAUACGCAUAAAAUCCGCGUGGAGGAGACCUCACUCAAUGAGUACAUGGACCUGGAUGUGGAGCUGCAGCGACCGUGCCCCUGCCAAGAGGAGGCCGAGCCCGAGAGCGAGGAAGGACGCUUUCAGUGCGAGAAUCAGGGCUACCUGCACUGCGGCAUGUGCACCUGUGACGAGGGCUGGACGGGCACCUACUGCACAUGCCCCACGGACGCCACGAAUGUCACCACCAACGAGGCGUUGCUGCUGCGGUGCCGCCAACCCCAGCCAGAUGAGAGCCGUUCCCCCCUGGUUUGCUCCAAUCACGGGGAGUGCGAUUGCGGCAGCUGCAGCUGUGAUCCCGGCUACACAGGAGACUUCUGCGAGUGCCGGGAGUGCCUGGACUGCGAUGAGCAGCGAGCCGACUGCUACUGUGGCAAGUGCGUCUGCAAGGACGGAUGGUCGGGCACACGUUGCAAUUGCAAUGAGGACACAGACGCCUGUCUGGGACCCACGGGCGAGGUGUGCUCCCAGCGCGGCACUUGCGACUGUGGCGAGUGCAGCUGCGAUGAGCCGUUCCUGGGGAAGUUCUGCGAGAUCGAUCCCGAAAAGGACAACAAACUGUGUCUGUUCUAUGAGCCCUGUGUCACCUGCCUGAUCGAGCAGCGGCAGGGCAUGGGGGCGUGCGACAAUCUGAGUGAGAUCUGCACGAGCCUCGACAGCCAGGAGCACUUCACCUACUCCUUUGUGGCCGAGCUGGAGGCGGAUGUCCGCUGCCUGGUGCGGAUCGUUAACAAGCAUGGCAUACAGUGUGACAGCUACUUUGGCUAUCAGGUGAUCGAUCACGCCAACUAUCUCUCGAUCCAGGCCACGAACUGUGAGCCCCUCGACUAUGUGGCCCUGUUUGGUUUCAUUUCUGGUUUCACUCUACUCAUUGGCCUGCUGCUGCUAUUUCUCAUCCUAUGGUGCAUCCGGGCCAAGGACGCCCGCGAGUAUGCCCGCUUCGAGAAGGAGCGGGCCAAUUGGGUGCGCCAGGAGAAUCCCAUUUAUCGCGAUCCCGUGGGACGCUACGAAGUCCCCAAGGCAUUGAGUGAGAAGUUUGAUGAGAAUCCAUUUGCCAGUUGAUCGAUGGCUUAGUUUGGGUUUAUUUUGUAGUCUAAAGAGCAUCAGAGGGUGAAAAGUGAAUGACCCGUUUUAAAGAGUCAGAGGAUCAUACGAAAAUAUGUAUAGAUAGAGCAUAGGUUUGGCUUAUGAUUCGUUUUAGCUAUUGACAUGUUACACCCAUGAAGGGGGAUUAUUCGCAGGAAUUGCCUAUCAAAUAUGUGGCAUAGGAAAGGACAUUUUAUUUAUGGAAUAUGAACAAUAUCUACAAUUUUGAUAAUUGAGAACAGACAACCAUAGACAAAACCUUCAGUUCGAAAUUACGUUAAGGCUAUAAUAUCUGUUUAUUAUUAAGUUUAGGAGCUACGAAUUUGCUUUUACUGCGCGUUAAACAAGCUGCCGCCCAAGUCUGCACACACGAUCCACCUUGUAGAAAAUCCAUGUUUAGGCAUAGAAAGUAAUUAUGCAUUUAAGUAUGUGGAUGUAUGUAUGCCUUGUUUUAUAGGAGUUAACUUUGAAAAAUCAAAUUUACAAAGGUUACUUCUUUCCCUCUCUUCGCAACUCUUUGCCAUAAAAGAAAACACACAAUUUUUUUU